Messenger RNA from Trichophyton benhamiae CBS 112371, 1368 nucleotides. RefSeq lists its product as uncharacterized. Gene Ontology annotation, cellular component: Golgi apparatus. Gene Ontology annotation, molecular function: GTPase activator activity. Gene Ontology annotation, biological process: activation of GTPase activity. NCBI's taxonomy places the organism in Eukaryota, Fungi, Ascomycota, Eurotiomycetes, Onygenales, Arthrodermataceae. The transcript is spliced from 3 exons. The coding region runs from base 1 to 1368 and encodes 455 amino acids. The record is from RefSeq and is a predicted model, not a curated record.
AUGUUGAAGGUCCGUGACGCGAACCGUGGAAAACCUGCCAAAAGAACAUCAUCUUCGCAGCACCCAUAUAGUAGUUUCCUUUCCCAAGGAUCUGGAGGCUUAGUACCGGAUAUAGAUGAUGACGAUGACGGUGAUGAAAUAGGGUACGAGGACGAUGAGGACGAAUUCGGACUUCCAAGUGUUACCAACAUGCGACGACAACGGGCCAAACCAUCGCCGGGCUAUAGCCUUCCGGUGAAGUCAACCCAGUCCACUCCUGAACCAAGCAGCCAUGUAAAUGCUUCAAACCUGAUUCCCAGUAUGCGCAGCAUGCGCCUCCGAGCAAACAGUACAGACAUUGCAGAGGAACGGUCGAGUUUAACCUAUCCUACAGCAAAUAAAUCAGAGGGCAAGAUACUCCGGCCGCAGUAUAAAGACAUAUUGAAGGAUCCUGCAAACUCAUUGAAUUUAAUUAAUCACUCCCCGCCACCACCUGGAGCUAGUACAAAGGAGACAGAAGCUCAUUCUACUCGAAUAAGUCGAGUGAACAAGUUUAAACGGAUACUCCAAUCAAGUACCGUAUCGUUGCCUGAGCUCCGUGAUCUAGCUUGGUCGGGUAUCCCAGAAGAAGUCAGGGCAAUGACCUGGCAACUACUGCUCGGGUACUUGCCCGCGAACAGUGACCGUCGUGUGUCAACACUAGAGCGUAAGCGAAAGGAAUAUCUCGAUGGCGUACGGCAAGCCUUCGAGCGUAAUUCAUCCAUUGGUUCGAAAGCUGUGCCUGCUACCUCCUCAACUCCAAAUUUAGGUGGUGGGAGAGGGAUUGAUGAGGCAAUCUGGCAUCAAAUCAGUAUUGAUACCCCACGGACCAACCCUCACAUACCCCUUUAUGCCUACGAGGCAACACAACGGUCACUCGAACGAAUCCUCUAUGUUUGGGCAAUUCGACACCCUGCCAGUGGAUAUGUCCAAGGAAUAAAUGAUCUUGUCACUCCUUUCUGGCAGGUUUUCCUGGGCUCAUACAUUACGGAUUCUGAUAUCGAGCAAGGCAUGGAUCCUGGCCAGCUUCCGCAACCAGUGAUCAAUGCUGUAGAAGCAGACUCCUUUUGGUGCUUGACCAAACUUCUUGACGGCAUCCAAGAUAAUUAUAUUUAUGCACAGCCUGGGAUACACAGGCAAGUUAAUGCACUUCAUGACCUCACGAGACGCAUUGAUUUAGCAUUGACCAAACACCUCGAGAAUGAGGGAGUCGAGUUUAUGCAAUUCAGCUUUCGAUGGAUGAAUUGUCUACUUAUGCGGGAAAUCAGCAUCAAAAAUACAAUAAGGAUGUGGGAUACAUAUAUGGUAGCGUACCUUCGAAGAGCCUCAGACCCCAAACGACUGUGCUAA